Molecule: messenger RNA, 2230 nt
Organism: Astyanax mexicanus (Mexican tetra)
Lineage: Eukaryota; Metazoa; Chordata; Actinopteri; Characiformes; Acestrorhamphidae
Gene: lta4h
Product: leukotriene A4 hydrolase
Exons: 19
Coding region: 48-1895 (615 amino acids)
Biological process (GO): proteolysis; peptide catabolic process; leukotriene biosynthetic process
Cellular component (GO): cytosol; nucleus
Molecular function (GO): epoxide hydrolase activity; leukotriene-A4 hydrolase activity; zinc ion binding
Source: RefSeq, a predicted model, not a curated record
UCGGUUAAAAUGCAGCAUCAGAGCUAGCCGUGCACUGCUUAACGAUCAUGGCUCCAGUGACAGACCACUGCUCCUUCUCCUCCUUCUCCAAGUGCCUCACCCGCCACCUGAACCUCAGCCUGCAGGCGGACUUCUCCAGCCGGGUGCUGAGGGGGAGGGUGGCUCUGACUGUGGAGGUGCUGGAGGAUAAAUUCAGCUCUCUGACCCUUGAUACCAAGGACUUGAAGAUCUUUAAGGUGUCAGCCAAUGGUCAGGCUGCUAAGUUUGAACUGGGAGCCCAGCAUGGUUUUAAAGGCAGUCCUCUGGAGAUCACCCUGCCCUUUGAGCUCUCACGUGGUCAGCAUGUGAUUGUGGAGGUCGAGUAUGAGACGUCUCCGAGUGCCUCAGCACUGCAGUGGCUGUCUCCUGCACAGACCGCUGGGAAAAAACACCCCUAUCUUUUCAGCCAGUGUCAGGCCACUCACUGCAGGACGAUGGUGCCUUGCCAGGACACCCCGUCAGUGAAACACACCUACUAUGCCCAGGUGUCCGUUCCCAAAGAGCUGAUAGCUGUGAUGAGCGCAGUUCGAGAUGGACAAGAAGCGGACCCCACGGACAGCAGCAGGGUCAUCUACCGCUUCAGACAGCCGGUGCCCAUGCCUUCCUAUCUGAUUGCACUUGUGGUGGGAGCUUUAGAAAGCAGGGAGAUUGGGCCCAGGUCCAGGGUGUGGUCAGAGAAAGAGCAUGUGGACCAGGGUGCGUUUGAGUUCACAGAGACUGAGACUAUGUUGAAGACGGCUGAGAGUCUGGCAGGACCGUAUGUGUGGGGGCAGUAUGACCUGCUGGUGCUGCCUCCGUCUUUCCCGUAUGGUGGGAUGGAGAACCCCUGCUUGACCUUCGUCACACCCACACUGCUGGCUGGAGACCGUUCCUUGUCUAAUGUGAUUGCUCAUGAGAUUUCCCACAGUUGGACUGGAAAUCUUGUGACGAACAAAACCUGGGAGCAUUUCUGGUUGAAUGAGGGACAUACAGUAUAUCUGGAGAGAAUGAUUGGCAGAGCUAUGGAGGGUGAACAGUUCAGGCAGUUUAAAGCUAUUGGAGGAUUGAAGGAGCUGCAGGAGGCUGUGCACCAAUUCGGGGCCAAUAAUGCCGCAACCAAUCUGGUGGUGAACCUGGAAGGAGUUAAUCCCGAUGAGUGCUUCUCCUGUGUGCCGUAUGAGAAGGGAUUCGCUCUGCUGUAUCACUUGGAAGAGCUUAUGGGAGGCCCAGAGGUGUUUAUGGGCUUUGUGAAGUCCUACAUCCAAAUGUUUGCCUACAGCAGCGUGACCACAGAGCAGUGGAAGGACUACCUCUUCACCUACUUCAAAGACAAGGUGGACAUCCUGAAUAAAGUGGACUGGAAUGGAUGGAUGUACACUCCAGGAAUGCCCCCAUUCAAACCUCAGUACGACACCACCCUGGCAGAUGCCUGCAAUGCUCUUGCCCAGAGAUGGACAAAGGCUAAGGAUGCAGAUUUGUCUGGCUUCAGUGAGGCGGAUAUAAAGCAGCUCUCCUCUCAUCAGCUUAUUGAGUUCCUGGCUCUACUUCUGCUGCAGGAUCCUCUCCCCACGUCUCAUGUAAAGAGAAUGCAGGAGGUUUACAAGUUUAACAGCAUCAACAACUCUGAGAUCCGCUGCAGGUGGCUCCGUCUGUGUGUGAAAUCCGAGUGGGAGGAUGCUGUUCCCCUGGCUCUGAAGAUGGCCACAGAGCAAGGCAGGAUGAAGUUUACGCGUCCACUCUUCAGGGACGUAUACAACUUUGCCAAAUUCCGUGACGAGGCUGUUAAGGUUUUUAAGGAGCAUCGUAAUGAAAUGCACUCAGUCACAGCCAUGCUGGUGGCCAAGGACCUGAAAGUUGACCAAAGCACAGGCUUAUAACUCGGCUGCCUCAAAACUCAACCGCCCACACCUCCCCGCCACACUCACCUUUCUGUUCAGCUCUGCCAGCAGCGUGUUGAGUAAACCAGGUCUGAUCUGCAGAUACAUAAUCAGAUUUCAGUGUAGCCAGCAGACAGAUAUGUGGGGCUUGGCCUCUGUUUGCUCGGCUAAGUUAUCUCUUUGCAUCUUGAUGGAUGUCUCAAUCUCAGGGCAACAGGGGAACACACUGCUCCUCUGACCUUCACCAUCACUGUCACCUAUUGACACACGCUCUUCUUCAAGCCGUAGUUUCUCCUGUAGGUUCCUAUGCUGAGCAAUAAACUCAUCAUUUCACA